CGCCGUUUAAAAUUUCUCAAACUUUGAAACUCACCUUCAAAGUACUAUCGCCACUUUGCCAAAACGUCAAAAGAUUACCCAUCAAUGGCCACACAGUUGGACUUUUCUCUCCCCUUCUGUCCACAGUAAAGUAUCACUUCUCCAACCCAACUAGCUUCCAAACGAGAACCAUCCAUGAUUUCGGAAACAACAAGCACAACCCAGAAUUCUGGGGUUCACGAUGAAGAAAAAGUUGCAGUGGCGGCAGUAAGAGAAGAUUCACGUGGCCAUGAAGAAACUAGAGGGACAUGGAAACACGCCGCUUUCCACGUCGCGACGACCAUUGCCACCCCGGCCGCUUCCCUUCGCCGUUGCUUCGCUCGGUUGGCCUCUCGGGGUCAUUAGUUUGGUGGGUGCUACAUUGGCCACAUGGUAUUCUAGUCUAUUGAUUGCGUCCUUGUGGGGAUGGAAUGGCAAGAAGCAGAAAACAUAUCGACAUCUUGCACAGAGUAUAUAUGGAUCCUGGGGUUACUGGUCGAUUGCAUUUUUUCAGCAGGUUGCUUCCUUGGGUAAUAACAUUGCCAUUCAUAUUGCUGCUGGAAGGAGCCUUAAGGCCGUGUACAAAUACUAUCACGAAGAUGGUACCUUAACCUUGCAGCAUUUCAUUAUGUUCUUUGGGGCUUUUGAACUUUUUCUCUCUCAGCUACCAGAUAUCCAUUCACUGAGAUGGGUAAAUGGGGUCUGCACUCUCAGCACAAUUGGUUUCGCUGGUACAACCAUUGGUGUGACAAUUUAUAAUGGAACAAAGAUUGAUAGAAGAUCAGUUAGCCACAGUCUGCAAGGAAGCUCCUCUACAAAGAUAUUUAAAGCUUUUAAUGCUCUUGGUGCAAUUGCCUUUUCAUUCGGAGAUGCAAUGCUUCCUGAAAUUCAGAGUACUGUAAGGGAACCUGCAAAGAAGAACAUGUACAAAGGUGUAUCAACAGCAUACACCAUCAUUGUUUUCACUUAUUGGCAAUUGGCUUUCUGUGGCUACUGGGCGUUUGGAUCAGGAGUGCAGCCUUAUAUCGUCGAUUCUCUUACUACUCCGGCAUGGACGACUGUUAUGGCUUAUCUUUUUGCAGUGAUUCAAAUAUCAGGAUGCUUUCAGAUUUAUUGCAGGCCUACAUAUGCUUAUUUUGAAGAAAAAAUGUUAUCCCGCAAAACAAAUGCUCAUUUUGACCUACGAAAUCGAGUCAUUCGUAUGGUUUUUACAACUGUUUACAUGAGUCUUAUAACACUUGUGGCUGCAGCCAUGCCAUUCUUUGGGGAUUUUGUUUCCAUUUGUGGAGCAAUUGGGUUCACUCCACUGGACUUUGUAUUCCCUGUUUUAGCCUAUCUGAAAGCUGGGAGAAUCCCCCAAAAUACAAAGCUUCGCCUUCCACUGUUGGUCCUUAAUUUCGCGAUUGCUAUCUGGUUCUCGGUGGUCGGAGUUUUGGGUUGCAUUGGAGCAGUUAGGUUCAUUGUAGAAGAUAUUAAGAAUUACAAGUUCUUUCAUGAUAUGUAAUAACAUCAGUGAUUAUAGUCG
Molecule: messenger RNA, 1543 nt
Organism: Ilex paraguariensis (yerba mate)
Lineage: Eukaryota; Viridiplantae; Streptophyta; Magnoliopsida; Aquifoliales; Aquifoliaceae
Source: the annotation of a GenBank genome assembly